Messenger RNA from Hipposideros armiger (great roundleaf bat), 1758 nucleotides. RefSeq names its product PDZ domain containing 1 (gene PDZK1). The record is from RefSeq and is a predicted model, not a curated record. Gene Ontology annotation, biological process: protein localization to plasma membrane. Bases 105 to 1325 code for a protein of 406 amino acids. The transcript is spliced from 7 exons. Gene Ontology annotation, cellular component: apical plasma membrane. Lineage: Eukaryota; Metazoa; Chordata; Mammalia; Chiroptera; Hipposideridae. Gene Ontology annotation, molecular function: signaling receptor binding; protein-membrane adaptor activity.
CCCUGCUUGACCAGUUUGAGCCUGGUGGAUAUUUUGGUCCAUAUCCUCAAAGUUCCUGAUUUGUCUCAACUACUUUGCAGGAGAGAUUGAAGCUGAACACAGAAAUGGCCUCUGCCUUCAAGCCCCGAGAAUGUCAGCUGUCUAAACAAGAAGGGCAAAGCUAUGGCUUUUUCCUGCGAAUUGAGAAGGACACCGAUGGCCACCUGGUCCGGGAGGUUGAGACGGGCAGCCAGGCAGAGAAGGCUGGCCUCCGGGAUGGAGACCGAGUCCUUAGGAUCAACGGCAUCUUUGUGGACAAGGAAGAGCACACGCAGGUUGUAGAUCUGAUCAGAAAGAGUGGGAAUUCAGUGACUUUGCUCGUUCUAGAUGACGAUUCCUAUGAGAAAGCCAUGAAAAAACAGGUGGAUUUGAAAGAGCUGGGUCCAAGUCAGAAGGAGCCAAGUUUGAGUGAUAAGAAGCUGUGUCCUGUGAUGAAUGGAGGGGCGCAGACUUGGACCCAGCCGCGGCUCUGCUACCUGGUGAAGGAGGGGAGCAGCUAUGGCUUUUCUCUGAAAACUGUCCAAGGUAAAAAGGGAGUGUACAUGACCGAUAUCACACCCCAAGGUGUGGCUAUGAAAGCUGGCAUCCUGGCUGAUGAUCACUUGAUCGAAGUGAACGGAGAGAACGUAGAAGACGCCACCCAUGAGGAAGUGGUUGAAAAGGUGAGGAAGUCAGGGAGCCGUGUCACGUUCCUGCUGAUGGAUAAGGAGGCUGACAAGCACCACAGUGAGCAGAAUAUAAGAAUCAAGAGGGAAACAGCCAGUUUGAAAUUACUACCUUGCCAGCCCAGAGUUGUGGAGAUGAAGAAGGGAAGCAAUGGCUAUGGUUUCUAUCUGAGGGAAGGCCCAGGACAGAAAGGUCAAACCAUCAAAGACAUAGAUUCCGGAAGUCCAGCGGAGGAGGCUGGCCUAAAGCCCAAUGACCUGGUAGUUGCUGUCAACGGCGAGUGUGUGGAGUCCCUCGAUCACGACAGUGUGGUGGAAAUGAUCAGAAAGGGCGGAGAUCAGACUUCGCUGCUGGUGGUGGACAAAGAGACGGACAACGUCUACAGGCUGGCUCAUUUUUCUCCAUUUCUCUACUAUCAAAGUCAAGAGCUGCCUAAUGGUUCUGUCAAGGAGGCUCCAGCUCCCACUCCUCCUCUGGAGGCCUCAAGCCCAGACACUACAGAGGAAGCAGGCGGUCAUAAGCCUAAACUGUGCAGGCUGGUUAAAGGGGAAAACGGCUAUGGCUUUCGCUUAAAUGCAGUUCGGGGUCAGCCAGGCCCAUUCGUCAAAGAGGUACGAUAAUCUGGUUCCAGCAGCCCAAUGAACACAGCCCCAGCUGGGGGGGGGGGUCUCAAUUUCUCCCACUCAAUGAUGGUUCAGUACAAAGGUUCUACUGAAGGCCUACACUGAGCAUCUCACUUGAGUUCCCCUAAAUGCUGUCAUGGUCCUGUACCUUUAAGAUAGCUCCUAGUCAUCCUAAGUUCGCAUCUUUUGUUUCUUAAACAUCUGUUCCACCUAAUUAUCUCUUUAGAUACAGUUGACCCUUGAACAAUGUGCAGUGGGGGUUAGGGGUGCUGACACCCCGCACAGUUGAAAAUCCAUGUUUAACUUUCGACUCCCCCAACACUUAACUACUAAUAGCAGUUGACCAGAAUACCGAUAGCAUUGAUUAACACGUUUUGGAUGUUAUACGUAUUAUAUACUAUACCGUAUUUGCCGGCGUAUAAGACGAUUU